Molecule: messenger RNA, 431 nt
Organism: Dentiscutata erythropus
Lineage: Eukaryota; Fungi; Glomeromycota; Glomeromycetes; Diversisporales; Gigasporaceae
Source: the annotation of a GenBank genome assembly
AUUCAACUGCAGGAAUAAUUCCUCAAAGUAAUGAUAUUACUUUUCUUAAACGCGACACCGCGGCAAAGACAAUUUCUGCAAGCGCUACAUUUACCGGUAACGUAAUAGGUGGUAUGACUUUUGAAUCAACAGAAGGCUCCGGAAUAAUGUAUGUCUAUGGUAGUUUUGCACAAGGCUUUCCUCAAGAUUGUUUUGGUGUCCUUCUCAAAAAAGACGGAAAAACUGCCAUUGAUUUGACUACAAGCUUAAAUAUAACAGUUACAAGUUUGGGUGCUACUCCUCCAUUUUGGGCAACUGUUCCAUUUGAUCUUGAAGCAUAUUUGGGACUUGGUAGUGGUAAAAAUAAGCGCCAAACUGCUGGACAAACUGCAGAUAUUACUAGUAAUGACCAAACUGUGAGCAGUGCACCAGUGACCUCCUUACCUGUCUAA